GUUGAGCUGACCCGAUACUUGGGCCCUGCUUGCGACCUCACCUUGUUUGACUUCAAGCAGGGUAUCCUGUGCCACCCAGUCCCUAAGACACAUGCUUUGGGUGUUUCUGGCAGGAAGCGGAAAAAGCCUUCAAAGCCAGUCAAAGCUCAGCAAUGUCAGAGCGCGCCGCGGAAGGGUGAGGCCAAUGGGAAGGCCCCCGUAGAAGCAGCUAAGGGUGAUGCUGGCACAGCUGCAACUUCGUUCCUUGCACCUGGGUGCUGCGAGAACUGUGGAAUCAGUUUCAUGAUAGAUGGUACCAGGAAGCAGCGGCUUAAGACACUGUGCAAGGACUGCCGAGCACAGAGAAUUGCCUUCAACCGAGAGCAGAGAAUGUUUAAGCGUGUUGGCUGUGGAGAGUGCAAGGCCUGCCAGGUGACCAGGGACUGCGGGACCUGCUCCACCUGCCUCCUGCAGCUGCCCCGGACUGCGGGCUCUGGGCUCUCCUGCAAGUGUGAACAGAGACGCUGCCUCCGGAUUGUGGAAAGAAGCCGAGGGUGUGGAGUGUGCCGGGGCUGUCAGACCCGAGAAGACUGUGGCCGUUGCCGAGUCUGCCUCCGCCCACCCCGCCCAGGUCUCAGGCGCCAAUGGAGGUGCGUUCAGCGGCGUUGCCUGCGGCACCUUGCCCACAGCCUCCGGCGCCACCGUCAGCGAUGUCAGCGACACCCUUCCCUGCCUGUGGCGCCCCCUGCUGGCAAACUUGGCCGCCGUAAAGGAGGCUGCGACCCCAAGACUGCGACCCGACGGCGUCCCCAAGCCCAGCCAUUACCUCCGCCACCCGUAUUGCAAACCCCAGAGCCCACAGAGCUGCACCCCAGAGCCCUGGCCCCCUCGACACCUGCUGAGUUCAUCUAUUACUGUGUAGACGAGGAUGAGCUACAGCCCUGUACCAACCGUCGGCAGAACAGGAAAUGUGGGUCCUGUGCAGCCUGCCUGCGGCGAUCGGACUGCGGCCACUGCGAUUUUUGCUGUGACAAGCCCAAAUUUGGAGGCAGCAAUCAGAAGCGCCAGAAAUGCCGUUGGCGCCAGUGCCUGCAGUUC
This is a messenger RNA of Elephantulus edwardii (Cape elephant shrew), 1077 nucleotides long. It is a transcript of the gene MBD1, whose product is annotated as methyl-CpG binding domain protein 1. The record is from RefSeq and is a predicted model, not a curated record. Gene Ontology annotation, molecular function: zinc ion binding; DNA binding. The transcript is spliced from 10 exons. Lineage: Eukaryota; Metazoa; Chordata; Mammalia; Macroscelidea; Macroscelididae. The annotation marks the transcript as partial.